UGGGUCCAGGGAGAAGCUGGGAGACAACGAGUGGGAUAUUUACGAGGAAAUCCCGAGAGGGGAGAUGGGCAGGAACGGAGGCUUUCUCUCCCUUUUGCCGUGACGUCCAAUGGGAACCUUUGCUUUUAGUUUCUGGAAGGCGGUGAUCGCGUUAAUGGAAUUACUAUUAAGAGGAGCUGUGUGUGCCCCAAGGAUAAGGGGUUGAUCAUUUCAUUACACACAGGUGCAUAUAAUCCAGAGGGCAAAUCCUGUGGUCUGCAGACUUGUUCGGCUGCAGGCAGCACAGCUGUGGAGGGAGGAAAAACAAACAGAAGAUGGACUGGAUAAAAUUGCGUUCCUAUUCCAGGAAGAGCCGGGCUGAAAAGAAUGUACACUGUGCUUCUCCUCUGCCAGCUGUGCCUGCAUCUGCAGGCAGAAUGAAAGCUAAAGCCAAAGGACGUACUGACGCUUAUGUCAAAAGAAAGAUUGGAAAUGUCAUUAAAAAGAGUUUACCAAAAAUUCGAGAAAUUUCUGAAGUGACUCAGAUGGACUGCCUUUCAGUUGAACAGAGUGUUGAAUUAAAUUGUAAUGAAAACAGGACUAUGGAGAUGAAUAAAAAUGUCAAAGAAAUGGACACUACUCCAUUGAAGGAUUCUUUGACUUUAAAUUCAGCAAGUAGAAAAAGCCUGAGAAAUAAUGAAACUACAUCAGGAAUGACUUUACCUACAGGUAUUUCAGACUUUCUGUUGGACUGUUUGGAUGCAGAUUCCACUGUGAGCUACAGUACAGAAUGUAGUGAUGACACAAGUAUUUAUUCUUCACCAGAAAUACUCAGGGAUGAAAGAAGUCUAGAAGAAAGCAGUGCUAGUCCACAAGGACCAAGGCUUGGAGGCAAAAAUUCAACUCUCUUGGAUACAAGUAAAGCUAUCAACAUUGACAAGAUGCAGCAGCUGCCGAAUCUUUCAAACAUAUCCGGAGGUCAAGAUUGGACCAUUACAAGACCAUCCAAACAGAAACUGCAUUCUGGCCUGAGAAGUGCUUCAGCUAUAGUAGCAGGGAAACAAGUGCACAAAAUUUUGCCUGCAAAGGAGUUAGCAUCUGGAUCGCCAUCACCUGGAGCCUCCUUACUGCUUCCAAACCAAAACACACAGCUUGAUAAUCAGUCCCCUAAGAAAACAAAGUGCAAGAAAAAAGUGAAGUUCAAAAGCAUGUUGGAAAACACUUCUACCUCCACUGUUUUACCAAACUCAUCUGGAAAAAGCAAGCCAAAUGCAGCUUGUGGGAUUACAGUUGAAAUGUUAGUUUCUGAACAGCCAGGUGCCAACAUGGAAAUCAGUUCCAGAGCAGUGAACCCAGGAAAGAAUGAAGCAUUGCUAACAAGUACAGCAUUUCUGCAGCCGGAAGAUUUAGAGCUGGAUUUGUCAUCGGUGCACAAAGUCUCUCUCAGUGAAGAUGUCUUGCCAAACUCCUGCAGUUUGUUUGUCAAUUCAGAAGAAAUUGUUCCUUCAUCCCUGUCUCCAGAAAGACACAUCCAGCAGUAUCUAUGUAAUCUACCAGAAAUCUGCUCUAUUGUUAAAGCUUCUCCAGAAUAUAGACCACUGAAAGUUCUCCAGCGUCCACUGAACAGAAAAGCGCUGUUCUUUCCACCAGGAUCAACAGAAGAUAUUAUUACAAGUUCAAAAAACUGGGUCUCCAACAGUGACAGAUGAACACUUCUAUUGAUUUGUAGGGCAUGCUAAAAGAUCUUUAUGGGGAGAAAGAAAAAAGAAGCACUUUAUAGAACUCUGCAUAACUGUAUUGUAUGAACUGUUGAUCCAAGAGGCAAAAAAAAUAUAUCUCCAAAUCCUAUGAAAAUCAAUAGAGCUCAUAUUAAGACUAUCCUUAUGUUUUAUAGAUUUCGGUAUUUAUCAAUAUCAUUACCAUUCUAUAUAUAUGUAUGUGCCAUAAUCCCUCUGUGUAUUUAUGUGCCAAAAUCUUAUGAACUCUGUAUUUAUUAACCCUUAAAAGCAGUUGCUUGGGAACGACGUUGGAUAUGCAUUCUGGACCUUUUAUACAUAAAAUGCAAAAUACAUAAAAUACAUGGGAAACUAUUUUGGUGUUUUAAUAACUUUCUUUCAGUGGCAGAAUAUAAAAUAUUGUCCUUAUUUACUUGUUAAAAAAAAAGAAAAUGGAAAUAGACAAAAUUAUAGUGUAGUGUGAGUUUGAACUGAAUAUUUGGAUUUUCUUAAGUUUGAAAUUCAAUAAUAUGUUGAAAAAAAUUAUGAAAAAAAGUACUUCAAGAUGUAUAGUAUGUCCAGGAAUUAAGUUAGCUGGAGUGUGUUUGUUCUGAUUCAUGUUUUGUUCAUGUGCUUAUCCUACACUGAUGCUAAGAACUCGCUGUUGCUUAACAUUUAUUUACCCUGUUAUCAAAUAUGUAUUGUUUUUCUCUUAAUAGUUCUCAGAAAGGCAUGUUAACAUUAUCAAAUUACACUGAAGUGCUUAGAUUUCAGUCAUUGCAGGACAAUUACAUAUACUUCCAAUUCCUAAUAAUUUUCCUUAACCAGGUUUGUGAAGCUAGUUUGAAUGAAUGUGAUUCAGAAAAUUAAGUGUUAACAUCUUUUCCUUAUGAAUAAAUGUGCA
Messenger RNA from Pogona vitticeps (central bearded dragon), 2598 nucleotides. NCBI's taxonomy places the organism in Eukaryota, Metazoa, Chordata, Lepidosauria, Squamata, Agamidae. The record is from RefSeq and is a predicted model, not a curated record.